AUGAUGGCUACUCUGCUCCGUGCUUAUGCUGCUCGCCAGCCGACGGCCGCGCUGGCGGUUCGUACAUGCGCGUUCCCGCAGCGCUCGAUGUGGGUGAAGGUGCAGGCGGGCCAGGACUCGAGCCGCGUGGCCAGCCGCAUGCAGACGAUUUUGGCUGAGGACGGAACGCUCAAAACACUGGCGCGCAAGAGAUUCCACGAGAAAAAGUGGCAGAAGCGCAAGCGCAAAGACGGGGAGCAGACCAUUCGACGUGCGAAUCGACGCGUGGGGUCGAUGAUCGACUUUAUCUUGCGCCGCAAGAAAGCGUGCGUAUCCGUGUGCUUUGUGCGGGUGUUUCGUUUGACUGUGAUGGAGCCCCUGACCUGCUGA
Hyaloperonospora brassicae is the source of this 369-nucleotide messenger RNA. The record is from the annotation of a GenBank genome assembly. NCBI's taxonomy places the organism in Eukaryota, Oomycota, Peronosporomycetes, Peronosporales, Peronosporaceae.